Astrephomene gubernaculifera is the source of this 1081-nucleotide messenger RNA. The record is from the annotation of a GenBank genome assembly. NCBI's taxonomy places the organism in Eukaryota, Viridiplantae, Chlorophyta, Chlorophyceae, Chlamydomonadales, Astrephomenaceae.
AUGCGUCUUAAAACUCGUCUGUACUAUACUAUUGCUAUAAUUAAUAUUCAUAGUGUAAAGGACGACUUUCUGUCUUUCAGCACAACAAUGAACAUGCAGGUCUCCCGUGUCCCCACAACUUGCGCAACACCUCAUCGGCCAAGGAGCUGGCAAUCAUGCCCACUGCAAACUCCUCGACUCGCACGGCAACGUGGCAUGGUUCAUACCCAUGCCACCAAGGACGACAACAACGACGUCGUUGCUGGCGCUAUCAAGGCCGCUAGCGGGCUGGUGGACAAGGCGACUGAGCUGGUUCCGGAGAGCGUUCCGCGACCCGCCGCCAAGGCGGGCGUUACCAUCGCUGGCGUCAUGUUUGUGUUCUGGUUGCUACAAAAGGUCAUCUCUGGCGUGCUCACCCUGGCCCUGUUCGCUGGGCUUGGCUACUACUUCCUCUCCAAGCAGUCCGGAGACGGCGACGACGAUGCAAUCGAUGUGACCCCCGGCAGCAGCGGCAGCGGCAGCGGCAAGGGCAGGGGCAAGUCGGGGGACAACCUGGACGAUCCGCUGGCGGAGGCUCGGCGCAUCAUGGAUAAGUAUAAGUGAUGAGGGGGUAGCAAUGAGGGAGAGAUUGGAGAUCUUUUCCGUACUGGGCUGGUAAUCUGGAACGGAUGGGGAGGGGAAGGAGGUGCAGGAUGGGGCGGUUAAUGGCAGGGAUUGCGUAGCUCAUUCGUCGCCGAUGUUAUGGACGGUAGGGGGCUUUAGGGAGUGAGCGUUGGCAUGGGAGUGAUGUGUUGGCGCGUUUGUGGUAGGGUGAGUGUUGUGUGGUAGCUGGAGUGGUGUGCCUUGCUUCACCGGUGCAUGACAAUAUAAUGCAUCAAGCACCGUUUGCCUGUGAUGAUGCUUCGUAUUUGUGGUAUUUGCGGAUAGUGCAAGGGAGGUUUCGGACUGAUACAAGGGGGCAUGCAGGCCCCUUUGGUUCUAAGCUGCAAUCGAGCACGGGCAGACACGGGCGGGGCUCUACCGGCUGAUGUGAGUUAAUGUGUCUCCGCAUCAAACCAGUGUACAGCAGCCUAAAUGCAAAGAGACUAGGGACAGUGUGGGA